This is a messenger RNA of Austrofundulus limnaeus, 2258 nucleotides long. It is a transcript of the gene gramd1c, whose product is annotated as GRAM domain containing 1c. Gene Ontology annotation, biological process: intracellular sterol transport. The record is from RefSeq and is a predicted model, not a curated record. Lineage: Eukaryota; Metazoa; Chordata; Actinopteri; Cyprinodontiformes; Rivulidae. Gene Ontology annotation, molecular function: cholesterol transfer activity; cholesterol binding. Gene Ontology annotation, cellular component: endoplasmic reticulum membrane; plasma membrane; endoplasmic reticulum-plasma membrane contact site.
GAAUCACCUGCCGUCUCACAGAGAGCAUUUAACAUCCGAGGAGCCUCAGAGCUGCUUCCAGCCAACACUUUCAGGUGUUCCUUUUUGUUUGUCGUGAGCUCGGGCAGGUAAACCACAGACAUCCUGGGUCCUCUACGUGUCAGCAGCCCUGCAGAGUCGAUGGACCAGGAAUCCAGCCGGUCAGGAGUGGGCAGCGACGAUGAGUUCUCAUCCCUGGUGGAACUCAGGCUGAGCUCAGAUGAGGACAGCCCUGAAACCCAGGGUCCAUGUCUCGCGGUGCCUCAGGCUCCUCUGCAGAGCUACAAGCAGAGGUUGGAGGAGUUCAGGAGGCUGUUCAAAGAACUGCCUGAAUCAGAGCUGCUCAUACUGGAUUAUCCGUGUGCGCUCCAGAGGGACAUCCUCCUGCAGGGACGCCUCUACCUUUCAGAGAACUGGGUCUGUUUCUACAGCAAUGUGUUCCGCGGGACCAAGAUUACAUUGACUCUUAAAGACAUCACCGCGAUGUCCAGAGAGAAAAUGGCUCGACUGAUCCCAAACGCCAUCCAGAUCUGUACAAAAACUGAGAAGCUCUUCUUCGCCUCCUUCCCAGCGAGAGAGCGGAGCUACCAGAGUGUUUUUCGAAUGUGGCAAAACACUUUGAUGAACAAAGCUCUGAGCGGCCAGGAGUUGUGGCAGAUGGUGAAACAGCAUUAUGGGAAUGAUCUGGGCCUGAGCAAUGAGGAGAUGGAGACUCUACAGGUGUCCACAGAUGCAAACAUGCAGACCAGCCCGACACAGAAGCCUGCUGGUGAUGAUGGYUCUCUGAAACUGGAGCGACCCCAGUCCCUCCGCCUCCCCGCCGUGGACGUCGGGCCCAUCGAGAGCUCUACGCCUCAGGGGGAGGAGUUCCCCGUCACGUCACCCAAAGCCAACACGGAUGAGCCGCGCCACUCUCCGUCCGUGCGGCGCAGCCCCGUCCAGUCGCUGGAGGAGCGUCUCUCCCCAGAUAGAGUCUCCAAACGCUCCUCGAACUCUCUCGACCUCAACGCCAACGAGAACCUGGUUUCUGAGCAAAGCGGCUCAGAAAGCGAAGAAGCAGUGGAGGAGCGCAUCAGUCUGUCGGAGGUGCCGGGYCGGCUGUACCUCAACAGGGUUUUCCUCAUCAGCGCGAGCAAAAUGUUUGAUUUGCUCUUCACCGACUCCAGCUUCACUCGCAGGUGUAUGAACGCUCGUAAAAUCACCAAUCUCAGUCUUACUGCCUGGCAGAAGGACUCCUCGGGGAACGGGAAGCGGACCCUCAACUAUACCAUAACCAUCACCAACCCUCUGAUUGGGAAGUUCUCCACAGCUACAGAGAAUCAGACUCUGUACAAAGAAUCCAGGGAGGGCCAGUUUUACAUCGUGGGCUCAGAGGUUUGCAUGCACGACGUUCCCUAUCACGAUUACUUCUACACACAAAGCCGGUACUACAUCGUGGGCAUCUCWAAGCGGAAGUGCCGACUGAGGGUGUACACUGAUGUGAAGUACAAGAAGCCAACAUGGGGCCUGAUCAAGUCCUUCAUUGCCAAGAACUCCUGGAGCGGCAUUGAGGAUAAUUUCAGACGGCUGGAAGCAGAGCUGCUGGAGGAGGAGGCGGAGAUGAACCAAGCAGGAGGAGAGCCAGGAAAGAUAGGACUCCGGAGGAGGAGGCGGACGUACAGCCGGACUCUGUCAGAGCACAUAAARCCCAUCAAACAGUACGGGCAAGAUCCUGAACCCAGAGAUGGAAACAUGGGGCACUUGGAUAUGACGGGCUCCUACAGGUGGAACACGGCUACAAUAGUGGCUGGCAUGAGUGUCAUUUUGCUGAUUCUGAUAGUUCUGAAUCUGGGCCUGUUCUUCAAGCUUUGGGCCAUGGAGGAUGUGGCUCAUCGUGUGCUCCUGAGCACGAAGCAUCGGCUGAAGGAUCGACUGGAGGCCAGCUUCACGCCUGAAUUCGGUCCCAAACCGGGACAGAGUUUCAGGUCCAGUGAGGACGCACGCCUGCUGAAGACUGUACUGCAGGACUCCAUUAAUCUGUUGGAACAGCUCCGUAACUCCUUGCUGGUGCUCCAGCAGAACUUUGCUUUGGCCAAUCGAACAGCAGCACAUCACGGAGUUUAACCACACGGGGUCGAAACCUGCAAACUGACUGCUGGGAGGAGGAAGUUAAAUCAGAACCAGCUGCACAGAAAGCAGAAGGUCCUGUCUUGUCAUCCGUUAGUUUAUUUUUUGUUUUUGAAUUUAGUAAAUUCUCGUGU